Molecule: messenger RNA, 1250 nt
Organism: Westerdykella ornata
Lineage: Eukaryota; Fungi; Ascomycota; Dothideomycetes; Pleosporales; Sporormiaceae
Exons: 1
Coding region: 193-1107 (304 amino acids)
Molecular function (GO): oxidoreductase activity
Source: RefSeq, a predicted model, not a curated record
CUCCCUGUUCGUUUUUCUAACCUCUACAUUUCUAAUGCUCUGAGCCCUAUAUAAACAGUUGAUUCUGUCGAGUAGCAAAUUUCAUCCACUACUACAACAACCUGCGACACUUCUAACUACAGAUCUCGUACUUCAGUCUAUAUUCAAUACCCCGUUGCUUUUACAACAUCUUAUUCCCAACAUACCUUCACCAUGACGACAGCUGCACCUCUCCCAACACCCGCCCACCAACUCUCCAACCCCCAACCUUCCCUUCAACCCUCAAAAUCUGAUGACGUAAACUUCCAAGGCCUCCCCAUUCCCCGUGGCCCCGUCACUGCAUCCCUCUCCUUCUACCAAGCCCCCGCCGACGGCUCCUCACCCUAUAACUACGUCGAAGUCCCCAAAGACGGCACUCCACAGCGCAACUUCGGGACCGACUGGCACGACGUCGUGAUCGACGACCUGCGCGGGCAAGAAGAAAAGUUCACUCUGGACAACAACGCCUUUGCCGUAGUAUCCAACGUCCCAUCUAACGAAUACGACUUCCAGGACGACGAAAAGAUCAAGAAAGUGUACUACCCCGAAGUCGAAAAACUGCUCCUUGAAAACCUCCCCGGCGCGCACAAGGUCCUCAUCUUCGACCACACCAUCCGCCGUUCCAACCCUGAUGCGCCUCGCGCCCCUGUGGUCCGCGUGCACAUCGACCAGACCCCUUCAUCUGCGGAGGAACGCGUGAGACUGCAUCUCCCGGACGAAGCGGAGGAGUUACUCAGAGGCCGCUACCGCAUCAUCAACGUCUGGCGUCCGCUCAAUGGGCCUGUGAUGGCGCAUCCUUUGGCCGUCGCGGAUAGUGCUACGGUGCGCGAUGAGGACUUGAUUCCUGUCGAGCACCGGUAUCCAAAUCGGACGGGCCAGACUGCCGCGGUGAGGUAUCAUCCCGGGCAGAAGUGGUAUUAUUGGUCCGGCAUGAGGAAUGAGGAUCGCUUGUUUUUGAAGUGUUUUGAUAGUGAUGAGUUGGUGGGUGCGUGGGGGAGGGUGCCGCAUACGGCGUUUGUGGAUCCGAGGACGCCAGAGGGCGCGGUGGGUAGGGAAAGUAUCGAGGUUAGGGCAUUGGUGUUCGGGUGACAUCGUAAUGCUGUUAUUUGGGAAUCGGGCUGGCUUAUAAUGAUAUGAUGUUGGAUGGACGAUUGAAUGCACCGUUCGGGGUUAGGGCGUUUGGUGGAUGUUUUAUAUACCUAAUUGGCGAAUCUAUAUUGGUACUAUAUCGA